Molecule: messenger RNA, 2552 nt
Organism: Neomonachus schauinslandi (Hawaiian monk seal)
Lineage: Eukaryota; Metazoa; Chordata; Mammalia; Carnivora; Phocidae
Gene: STOM
Product: stomatin
Exons: 7
Coding region: 67-921 (284 amino acids)
Cellular component (GO): plasma membrane
Source: RefSeq, a predicted model, not a curated record
UCUUCGCGGGAGCGGUUCCGGCAUCGUUGGCCAGGACGUGAGAGCGGCGCCUCCGGCUCGGGCAUAAUGGCUGAGAAGCGGCACACAGGGGACGCCGAAGCCCGGCGGCUCCCGGACUCCUUCAGGGAUAGCCCCAGUGCAGGCCUUGGGCCUUGUGGCUGGGUUUUGGUGGCUGUCUCGUUCUUGUUCACGGUUAUAACUUUCCCCAUAUCGAUAUGGAUGUGCAUAAAGAUCAUUAAAGAAUAUGAAAGAGCCAUCAUCUUUAGAUUGGGUCGCAUUUUACAAGGAGGAGCAAAAGGACCUGGUUUGUUUUUUGUUCUGCCCUGCACUGACAGCUUCAUCAAGGUGGACAUGAGAACCAUUUCAUUUGACAUUCCUCCCCAGGAGAUCCUCACCAAGGAUUCGGUGACCGUCAGUGUGGAUGGUGUGGUCUAUUACCGCGUUCAGAAUGCUACCCUGGCCGUGGCGAAUAUCACCAACGCCGACUCGGCAACCCGUCUUCUGGCACAAACGACUCUGAGGAAUGUCCUGGGCACCAAGAACCUUUCCCAGAUCCUCUCCGACAGAGAAGAGAUUGCACACAACAUGCAGUGUACGCUGGAUGAUGCCACUGAUGACUGGGGAAUAAAGGUGGAGCGUGUGGAAAUUAAGGACGUGAAGCUGCCCGUGCAGCUUCAGAGAGCUAUGGCGGCUGAGGCAGAAGCGUCCCGGGAGGCCCGCGCCAAGGUCAUUGCAGCCGAGGGAGAAAUGAACGCAUCCAGGGCUCUGAAAGAAGCCUCUAUGGUCAUCACCGAAUCUCCGGCAGCCCUUCAGCUGCGGUACCUCCAGACGCUGACGACCAUCGCAGCUGAGAAAAACUCCACGAUCGUCUUCCCCCUGCCCAUAGACAUGUUGCAAGGCAUCGUGGGGGCAAAACAGUGAGCCGCAGAGGCCAACGCAGAGAUGCACCCGUCCCUUCCAGGGUAGAGCGGGGACCAAAUCAGCCCUUAACCUGUAAGGAGAGAGGAGGGCGGGACCUCGACUAAAUAUUCCUUCCUCUCUCUCCUUUUCCAUAUGUUGACUGCAAGGUUCUUAGAAUGUGUAGUGAUCCUAGCAACAGAUGAAGAUUGUUAGCUUGUAAACACUGAGAAAGAGAAGGGGUGCGGGGAGGGGACUAGUGAUUUAUAGAAGAUAAUUUCUUACUCGUUAAAAUAUUUAAAAGUUCAUAUAUUUAGAUCAUUAUGUAAUAGGUUAAAUCCCCCUUCUUUUGACUUUUCAGUGGGUCGUUCUGCAACCUCUAUCUGCAGCCAGGCCAAAGGCGAGAAAAUAGGUUAUAACCACCACUUGACAGCCUGGCUGAAUAAAUGCUUUGCAGAAAGCAGAGACCUUAGGCUACGACCAGCUUCUCUGGGCCACACGUGCCUUACUCCCGGGGAAUCUUAAGGAAACAUUCUUGCCAUCUGUUUACUUUCUAAUCCCAGGCCAUGUUUCAAAAUAAUCCUCUCUCCAGAGGAGGCAAUUUCUUGCCUGUACCUGUCAACACUGGAGGAAAUGGUCAAGAUCAGUGAGAAAGAUGAUCUUAACCCUUGAAAGACUUGUAAAUCUGCUGCCACAAAAAUCCUUUAAGAAUAAUAUGUUUCUUUUCUUUUUUUGCUCAAAACUUCUUUGAGCCUCUCUACGACCAAAUGAUUCCCCUGUGGUCUUUCAAACCAGCUAAAUACUUGUCACAAAAGUGCUUUUUUCUCACUUUUAACUAUUUUCAUAUAUCAGGUUCUCAAUAGUUUGAUUUUUUAAAUGACACUUUCUCUAAGUUCUAUAAACAACUCUUUAUAUACCCAUUCGAAUAGCUUAAGGACUAAUACUUUUUAAAAAAAUGUCUUCAGAAAGCCAUUCUAUUUUACUGUCUGCAUGCUAUUAACUGUUGUACACUGUGAAAUAUUUUGGUUAUCAGUCCCGUUCAUUAAAUACUAUAAGGAAUUCACAGUAUAUUGGGCACAUAAUAGCCAAUGAGCUUGGCGAGACACUGUCAAACUUAGGAUAUACAUACGGAUCUAGGUCUUUUUUCUAUUUGCAGAAUCAUCUUUUUCUGUCACUAAUGUCGUUGCCUAAAGAGGAAGUGGUCAGCCCCUCUGAACCACAGUUGCUUAUUUUGCAGUAAUAGGAAACACCUUCAGUUUUGCAAAUGUUCUUGAAUCUGAGCAACGUGGCAUUCUUCCUGGUCCGAAAACCUGGCUGGCAACAUUCCUCCUUGAGGAACUCAAGUUACUCAUUUUAAAUAAUGCUCUUAUCUCUUUGGUGAGGUGGCAACCCAUAAGGACCAGGAAACAACUCCCUAUCCUGGCUGAAAAAUCUCUUCUCAGGCUUAGAGUAACCGUGCGUUCCGCUCCUGGAGUUUCCCUAUUUGCAGAUACCAGUCUUCGCCUCCCUGCCUUGUGGAUUCAUAGCCCAGUAGGGUGGGAUUAAAUUGCUUGAGAGGGAGGAAGCAUAAAAGGGGUCUAGGGUGAGUGUUGGUAGAAGAGGUUUUUCCACAUGGCCUCCCUUUCCAAUGCUGUACAUAAUAAAGUGUGCACUUG